CCUCAGCCGACUUAUUCCCAAUUUGUUUCUCUGCUGUUGGUUCUCAUGCUACACACACCGUUGUGGCGUUUUGCCGCGGCCUCUCCAGGAGAGCCGGAGCGAGCAACAUCCCAAAGCCGCGGCGCAACGCUUGCUAACUCUCCGACCACCACAGCGCGCCAUGUAUACGUGGCCACCGUUCGACAAAAUGCAACCACUUCUACGAGCGAGUCAUGGUUCCGGUGCGGAAACCAGGCCGGCCGCUGAGCACUUGCCCUUGCCCUCCCGGUCGACCCUGUGCCUGUGGUGGUGUACGGGUUGCCAUCCCGAAGAAGCAGAAGUGCGGGUGUCCUAGUGAAGGCGGCAAGGAAUCCGAAGAGCAUGAAAAGGAGCACUCGCCGGUUGAGGCUCCCAUGUCCCCGUCCCGACCGUCGUUCCGGGUCGGGAAGCCGAACGGCGGGACCAAAGCCAACAGCCGGAAGCAGUCUUUUGACCCCGCCAAUCUGGAGAGGAUGGAUCCAAGAUCGAUCAAUCUCAUGGCGGUUGCGAGCAGCAACGGGGUCGCUAACGGGGUCACCAACGGGGCCACCAAUGGAGUCGCCAACGGAGUCACCAACGGAGUCGCCAACGGGGUCACCAACGGGGUCACCAACGGGACUACUAAUGGUGCUCCUAACGGAAUAGCUGUUGCGGGCAGCCCAGUUCUCCCAGGUCCGCCCGCCGACCUAGCCGGAUUCAGGCCGGGUAUGAGAGCGGGACCGGCUGGGCCGGGCAACGCGUUCACGUCUCCUCAUAACCCUAGCUUCGUACCGCCGAUGCCCUACGGGAUGGGAUUUCCGUAUCCCACGCCCGCCCAACUUCAACAUGGAGUCAAGCUGGAAGAUGGGCUCUACAUGGCUCCAAAUGGCAGUGUCCCGCCCUCUCCUUUUGCGAACGGCAACCACGCACCGCCGCCUCUCCGCAGCCCAGCGCAACCCACGAUCCCGAUCUCGAAGACGAACGGUACCACUUCUGGUGGUGGCGGCUGUUGUGGUUGCAGUGCACCAAAAACAGCACCGGCUCCAGUACCGGCCCCGAACAAUACCCCCGCGCCGCUUCCGGUCUACAGCCAGCCAUACAUGGCGCAUUUUCAAUACCCCACCGUCUUUCGAUACCCGGGCGACUACGGUUCUUGGCAGCAGCCGAUCGACCCGGUCAUCUGGCAACAAGUUGUGUCGCAGACGGGCGUGCCGAUGAGCACGCCGAUGUCGCCCACCACCAAAGGGGACGCGGUCGAUGCUGGCGCUAGCCACCACUGCAACUGCGGCGAAGGCUGCCAAUGCGUCGGCUGCCUGGCCCAUCCGUUCAACUCCCAGAUGUAUCAGUACGUCAACAACGCAUACAACGGUAGCAGCGGCAGCAGCCCCGGCGGGGCGGAUCAACCGGCAGGCGGGCAGGCACGACCCGCGGUGACGGCCGGCCAGGAAUCCCCGACGGAAGCACCCACACCGGCAGCGAGUGAGGGGUCACCUGCCCGGGAAGAACAGUCGCUGUCUAGUAUGGAUUACUUCUUCGUCAACCUGCCCAUUUCGGGGCUCUGCGGAGGACAUCUGGAGUCGUGUCCGUGCGGGGACAGCUGUGAUUGUCCAGGUUGCCUAGUUCAUAACAUUCCGCUGAACCAGGGGUAAGGCUGGCUGGGGGUGCGAGAAGGGGCCGAUGGGGCAGGUUGCAGUAUGCGCCCGAAUUGCUAUGAUGUUGUAUCACGGAAUGAAAGGAGAUGUAUUCUUAUUUCCUCUCUGUCAAGUCUAUCGGGGAUUGCCCGCGGGCAUUUGUUUAUUAUAUUCCAAAUAUGAGAUACCCAUGGGGAAGUAGUUGCCGUUUCAAGAUCAUCAUCUCCCAACCUACCGAC
This is a messenger RNA of Chaetomium fimeti, 1867 nucleotides long. RefSeq lists its product as uncharacterized. The coding region runs from base 213 to 1646 and encodes 477 amino acids. NCBI's taxonomy places the organism in Eukaryota, Fungi, Ascomycota, Sordariomycetes, Sordariales, Chaetomiaceae. The transcript has a single exon. The record is from RefSeq and is a predicted model, not a curated record.